Molecule: messenger RNA, 847 nt
Organism: Caenorhabditis angaria
Lineage: Eukaryota; Metazoa; Nematoda; Chromadorea; Rhabditida; Rhabditidae
Source: the annotation of a GenBank genome assembly
AUGUUCGAUCGAGUUUUGUCAGAGGUGAAUCGAAAACGAGUGGCUUCGGAAGCCGUGUCGACACAGCAAUUCAAUGAGAAAUUGGGAAUGUUUUCGGCGAUUGGACAGGAAUCCGCGAAUCGUGAGUUUUUUGGGGAUUUUUUGACACCAAACAUGCCUAGGGAAAAAUAAUUUUUGAUUUGCCAUGUCAUAGAAAUUAUUGUGAAUUUUUUGACACCAAAAAUCAAAACUCAGUCAAUUUUAAAAUUUAAUUUUUGAAUUGCCGCGUCAUGAUUUUAUGGCCCUAGUUUUCAAAAUUUGAAAAUUUUUGAAAAAUUACAAAUUCUGUCCAAACACAUGAUGCAUUUUUCAAUUUUUGACGAAAUUUUUGAAUUUCGAAUUUUUCCCGCCAAAGUAUUCCACGUGAACUUUUUAACGAUUUUUUUUCUGUCGAAAAAAUAUGGAAAUUAAUUUCAAAUUGCCACGUCAAAAAGUUCACGUUAAAAUUUGAAAUCCCGAAAUUUUUUGAUAAAAAAUUUCAGAACAGCUUUAGAAAUGGCUCGAAAAAUUAAAAAAAAAACAUGAAAAUUAAUUUCGAAUAGCCACGUCAUAAAAAUUCACGUUAAAAAUCGAAAUCCCGAAUUUUUCUCAAAUAAAAACAUCAACAAUCUCUGGGAAAAUUUCAAAAAAAAUUGUUUUGAGCUCAUGAAAGUUUCCGGGCUCAUUAUUUUUCCUAAACCGAAAAAUCCCCCAAAUUUUAAUUCCAGAAAAGAAGCUGAAAAUGACACCAUCGCAAAAAGUUUGUCUCAAAUGUAUGGCCGGUGAAAGUGGACACAUUACGCAUAUUUUAUCGAGUAUCUCUAAAUAA